Molecule: messenger RNA, 2402 nt
Organism: Clupea harengus (Atlantic herring)
Lineage: Eukaryota; Metazoa; Chordata; Actinopteri; Clupeiformes; Clupeidae
Gene: chata
Product: choline O-acetyltransferase a
Biological process (GO): neuromuscular synaptic transmission; acetylcholine biosynthetic process
Cellular component (GO): neuron projection; cytoplasm
Molecular function (GO): choline O-acetyltransferase activity
Source: RefSeq, a predicted model, not a curated record
GCGCAAAUUUGGCUCAAUGCUUUGGGGACCCAGUUGUGAGGUGGAUGAGAGACGCGACCUGCAAAGGGCUUUGUGAAUGGUCCUCGAUGGGAGGAGCUAUUUACAGACGGAAUUAAGGAUCCACCCCCUCAUUGCUUUUACCAAGCAUCUCCAGUUUCGCAAUGGUGGGGAAGCUAGUUUGCAAAAGGUGUUGGGUGGAUCAUAGGUGUGCCUCUGGGAACCUGGACUUUUACAACAACGAGUAAAAAUGAAAGUUAAGGACAAACUUUCUGGAUCUUUGAAGGAUCUGUUUCUCUGUGUGCAUCUGUGAACCUUCAGAAUGUCAAGCAAACGCUGUCACUGUUCUCCACUGGCUGUUCCUCCACUUGAUCAGACAGGCAGAGAAGAUGCCAGUUUUGGAGAGGGAGCAAUCAACCAAUCCUGGGCACAAUAAUGGCUUGCCUAAGCUGCCUGUCCCCGACUUACAGCAAACACUGAAAAUGUAUCUCAAGUGUAUGAAACACCUCGUCCCCGAGGAGAAGUAUAGAAGGACCCAGGCCACUGUGGAGGAGUUUGGAGCGCCCGGAGGAGUGGGAGAGAUGCUUCAACACAAACUACAGCAAAGGAGGGAGAGUCAAGCAAACUGGGUUUAUGACUACUGGAUAGAAGAUAUGUAUUUGAAUAACAGGUUAGCACUUCCAGUGAAUUCAAGUCCUGUUAUGGUCCUGCCAAACCAGAACUUCAACACUGAUGGAGAUGCAAUAAGAUUUGCUGCCCAUCUCAUUUCAGGAGUACUGGAAUAUAAAACACUACUGGAAACACGUGCACUGCCAGUGGACUGUGCCCGUGGUCAGCUGGCUGGGACUCCUCUGUGUAUGGAACAGUACUCUAAACUCUUCUCCUCCUAUCGUCUGCCUGGGCCGAGGAAAGACACCCUCGUGGCCCAGAAGAGCAGUGUGAUGCCUGAGCCGGAGCACAUCAUAGUCGCCUGCAAAAAUCAGUUCUUUGUUCUGGAUGUGGUGAUCAACUUCCGGCGUCUGAAUGAGAAAGAUCUGUACACUCAGUUGGAGAAGAUCAGGAAGAUGGCCGACAGUGAAGAGGAGCAUUUCCCACCUAUUGGCCUUCUCACUUCAGAUGGGCGCACAGAGUGGGCAGAGGCUCGCAACAUCCUCAUUAAAGAUUCUACCAACAGAGACUCCCUGGACAUGAUUGAGAGGUGUUUGUGUCUGGUGUGCUUGAAUGAGCCUAGUGGCUUGCAACUUACUGACACCAAUCGUGCCUUACUGAUGCUCCACGGAGGAGGCAUAGAGAGGCACGGGGGGAACCGGUGGUAUGACAAACCCAUGCAGUUUGACAUAGGGUCAGAUGGCUGCUGUGGCGUUAUAUGUGAACACUCACCUUUUGAGGGGAUUGUCCUCGUCCAGUGCACAGAGUAUCUCUUGAAAUACAUGAGCGGGAGCCCGUCUAAGCUGGUGAGGGCAGCCAGUGUGAGUGAACUACCAGCCCCAAGGCGACUGCGGUGGAAAUGCUCUCCAGAAAUUCAGGCUCUCCUUGCCGCCUCAGCAGACAAAUUACAUCGGCUUGUGAACAAUCUGGACAUGAAUGUUUUUAAGUUUACCAAGUAUGGCAAAGAUUUCAUCAAGAAGCUGAAAAUGAGCCCAGAUGCCUAUAUUCAAGUAGCCCUGCAGUGUACAUACUACAGGUGUCACAGAAGGGCUGUGUCAACUUAUGAAAGUGCUUCCAUCCGUCGCUUUCAAGAGGGACGUGUGGACAACAUUCGUUCAGCCACAUUGGAGGCCUUAGCUUUUGGGAAGGCCAUGACAGACGGACAACCCACAUUCUCAGACGACGAAAAGAUGAAAAUGCUUAAGGAUGCCAUUAAUGCCCAAAUGAAUUACACUAUCUUGGCAAUUACAGGCAUGGCCAUUGACAAUCACCUGUGUGGCCUGAAGGGAAUGGCCAAAGAGCUGAACAUGGACCCGCCUGAAAUCUUCACUGAUGACACUUACACGAUCAGCAAUCAGUUCAUCCUUUCUACAAGCCAGGUCCCUACUACAGUGGAUAUGUUCUGCUGCUAUGGUCCUGUGGCUCCUAACGGCUAUGGCGUAUGUUAUAACCCUCAGUCAGACGCCAUUCUCUUCUGUGUGUCCAGUUUCAAUGACAGUGACCAAACUUGCUCCGACACGUUUGUGAAACAGCUCGAGGAGUGCCUGUUGGAGAUGGGAGGUCUAUGCAGUGAAAACAGUGAAAGUGCUUCAAAUGGAUCAAAUGGAGGAUCUGGUAAAUAGGUCCCUAUGUCUGAAAUGUGUCCUUGAAUCGAAAUAGUAUUGGUGCGGUGAGCUAAACUUAAUAAUAAUAUGAUUUAUUAUUAUUAUUAUUAUUAUUAUUAUUAAUAAUAAUAAUAAUAAUAAUACAAAAAAUAA